AUGAACUUCAGCAGGGACGUGGCCCGACAGACCAGUUGUUAUACGUAUGUGAUAGAGGAUGAAGAUUCAGCUCUGGCAAACCUUAAUGUAUUCGAGUUGGCUGAGAAGGGUGACCUGGCUCUCCUGGAGAACCUGGUGAAGAAGAACCCAGAGGUCCUGAGUGAGAAAGAUGAAUGUGGAGCUAGUCCCCUCCAUCAUGCUGCCGCAGGGGGCUACAUCACCCUUAUCCAAUUCAUCACUACUGUCAUAGACUCACAGGAGCUGAACAGCUCUGAUGAACAGGGCAAUGCGCCCCUACACUGGGCAGUGGAGAGGAACCAGGCAGAGAGCUGCAGGGCUCUACUGGACCUGGGGGCCAACCCCAACAUCCUCAACAUGGCCCUCAUGUCCCCUCUGCACCUGGCUGUCAACCACGGACACAACAACCUGGUGGAGCUGCUGCUGUCCUACAGUGCUACAGACAAGAAUCUACAGGGAGACCUUGGGAACACCCCGGUGAUACUUGCCUGCUCCGUCAAUAACUGUGAGGCUCUCAACAUAUUGCUAAAGCAUGGAGCGAAGCUUUGCCAACAGAACAAGCUCGGCCAUUUCCCCAUCCACGCAGCUUCCUUUGCAGGUGCUAAGAAAGCCAUGGAAGUGAUCCUGAAGUUCGGAGAGGAUUUUGGCCACCGAAGUGAAUUACACAUCAACUAUUUAGACAAGUCCAGCAGCAGCCCCCUUCAUCUGGCUGUACGUGGUGGGAAUAUGGAGGCCAUCCGUCUCUGCAUUGCUACUGGGGCCAAAGUUGACCAGCAACAGAAUGACAGGUCCACACCGCUUCAUUUGGCCUGCACCCAGGGUGCUACUGAGGUAGUCAAACUGAUGCUGUCCUCCUUUGACCAAGUGGAAGACAUCAUUAACCUAACUGAUGGGGCGUGUCAGACCCCUCUACACAGGGCUACAAUAUUUGACCACGUAGAGCUGGCAGAGUACCUAAUUUCUUUGGGGGCAGGCCUUAAUUGCAUUGAUUGUAAAGGAAACUCUCCCUUGCUGCUGGCUACGAGCUGUGGAGCAUGGAGAACUGUGACUCUGCUACUGUCAAAAGGGGCAAAUGUAAAUGUGAAAGACAGAUGCGGUUGUAACUUCCUUCACCUGGCCAUUCUACAGCCUAAGGGUCUGAAAAACCUCCCACAAGAAGUGCUGCAGCAUAACAAUGUGAAGGCAUUGCUCAGCUGUGAGGAUAAUGAAGGCUGCACCCCACUCCACUACGCUUGCAGACUGGGUAUCCAUGACUCAGUGAAGAACAUGUUGGGCCUCUCGGGGCAGAUCGGCCUCGCAUGCAAGUCCAAGGACAAGAAGUCUGCACUGCACUUUGCUGCCCAGUAUGGGCGCAUCAAUACAUGUCACAGAUUACUGGAGACCAUCACAGACUCCCGUUUGCUAAAUGAAGGUGAUGAGCGAGGCCUGACACCCCUGCAUUUGGCUUCAAAAGAGGGGCACACCAAGGUUGUGCAGCUGUUGCUGCGCAAAGGAGCUCUCUUUCACAGUGAUUAUAAGGGCUGGACUUGUCUGCACCAUGCUGCAUCGGCAGGGUACACACAAACUAUGGACAUUCUCCUGUCUGCCAAUCCCAAGUUAAUGGACAAAACAGAUGAGGAUGGGAACACUGCGCUUCACAUCGCAGCGAGAGAGGGACAUGUGGCUGCAGUCAAGCUCAUGCUGACUCGGGGAGCAGAGCUCAUCUUAAACAAGAAUGACACGUCGUUCCUUCAUGAAGCUCUGCAGAAUGGGAGGAAAGAUGUGGUCAACGCCGUAAUUGACAGUGACAAAUGUGCUGAGGCUUUGAGACUGUUCAACGUUGGCUCCAUCCAGCGAUGUCCUAUACUAGAAAUGAUUGAGUUUCUUCCUGAGACCUACAAGCACCUACUGGACCGCUGUGUGAGAGAAUCGGAUGAGGAUCACAACAGUUGUGACUACCAUAUUGAAUACAAUUUCACAUGGCUCCAAGCUCCCAUUGCAACAAAGAAGUUAACUGACAAGACCAUGAGGGUUCAGCCGCUAGCUGCACUCAACGCGAUGGUGAAGUAUAACCGCAUUGAACUUCUCAACCACCCUGUCUGCAAAAAGUACCUAGCGAUGAAGUGGAUUGCUUAUGGGAGCACGGCUCAUUUGCUCAACAUGUUUUUUUACCUGUUAGGCCUGCUACCCCUGACUCACCUGAUAGUGACUCUGAGGCCCACCUUUAACACCACUACCGUGGGCAAACACACUAUCACCAUGGUGCCCAUAUCUUUCAUAGAGCAAAGUACGUUCCUGUCCGUCUGCAUGGUGAUGGUCUUGGUCAUGAACAUCUAUGCCAUAGCAAAAGAGGUGGUGCAGAUGUCGCAACAGCGUUGGAAUUACUUCAAGGACUUUUCCAACCAGUCUGACUGGUUUACAGCCAUCCUCUCUCUUUUGUUCAUCAUUCCCAUCAUGCUCAAUGUAAGGGGUUCUUUACACUGGCAAGCAGGGGCACUGGCAGUUUUAAACUCCUGGGUUGGAUUUCUCUUUUAUAUCCAGAGGUUUGAGCGCGUUGGCAUCUAUGUUGUGAUGUUCUGGGAGAUCAUGAAGACACUGGUCCGCAUUGUAAUGCUCUUCUUGUACCUGAUGUUAGCAUUUGGUUUGGCGUUCCAUGCUUUGAUGCUGAACCAGAAAGAGUUUGACAGCGUGCCACUCUCAGUGAUACAAACCUUUGUGAUGAUGGUCGGGGAACUGAACUACCAAAAUAACUUCCUGGACGCUUAUCUGAAGAAUGAGCUCCCUUUUGGUUUCUUGACUUAUUUAAUUUUUGUGAAUUUUGUCCUGCUCAUGCCAAUCCUGCUGGUGAACCUGAUGAUUGGUUUAGCAGUUGGAGACAUUGCUGAAGUACAAAGAAAUGCCGCCCUAAAAAGAAUAGCCAUGCAGAUUGAACUCCACACCGCUCUCGAAGACAAGCUGCCUUACUGGUUUGUGAAACGAGUCGACAAAAGCUCCAUCACCGUCUACCCCAAUCGCAAAUGCUCCAAGCACUUCAUAAGGCAACUAUUCACAGGUGAUGAUGAGACAGAUGAAGUCUGGAGUCGUCUGCAGGCUAAAUCACAGAGGUGCCCUGCAAUAGAGAAUGAGCUCACAAAGCAGAAGUACAGGAUGAAGGAGAUGUCGAGCACGCUGGAGAAGCAGCACAACCUCUUGAAGCUCAUCAUCCAGAAGAUGGAGAUCACCUCGGAGGCCGACGAGUACGAUGGCCCUGUGAACGUCAGAGGAAGCAUGUGGCCAAGAUUGAGUCAGGCUAAACCAAAAGUACACAAUGUGUCUCGGUGGGUCCCCCUGAUGAAGGCCAUCGAGUCCAAGAGAAAAUGA
Molecule: messenger RNA, 3357 nt
Organism: Morone saxatilis (striped sea-bass)
Lineage: Eukaryota; Metazoa; Chordata; Actinopteri; Moronidae
Gene: trpa1b
Product: transient receptor potential cation channel, subfamily A, member 1b
Exons: 27
Coding region: 1-3357 (1118 amino acids)
Biological process (GO): transmembrane transport; monoatomic ion transport
Cellular component (GO): membrane
Molecular function (GO): monoatomic ion channel activity; protein binding
Source: RefSeq, a predicted model, not a curated record